GUCUCAAGAAAUUGCAAAGAAAAUAAAUAUUAAAACUCAUCCAUGAACUGGUUUCGAAUUUGGAUGGGUUCCACCAGUUAGACAAACAAUUGAGAGAAAAAAAAUGAUGAUUUCAGUUUUGGGUUCAAAGCUUCAAACUCAGCGACAGUUCAACCUCCAGGGCUACAUCGAUGGCUCCGUCGUCCCCCUCUCCGACGACGACGACGAAUGGUUCCAACUUGACGCUGUCCUCGAGGGUCGGAUUCUCUCCACCAUCACUGAUGAAGUAUCAGAUCUGGUAAUCUCCUCUGUCUCUACUGCCUCUGCUCUCUGGAAGGUCGUCCACGACCUGUUCCACGACAACAAACAUGCCCGAGCCAUGCAGUUGGAGCAUGAAUUUCGCACAACAGUCAAGGGCAACUCCACCAUGGCGGCUUAUUGUCAACAACUGCAGAACCUUGUCGAUUGGUUGGAUGAUGUCGAUGCACCAGUCUCCCAACACCAGCUCGUCCUUCAAAUGCUUCGUGGUCUCCCUGCCGAUCUCCAGGCACAAACAGCUUUCAUGCAAUUUCAGGAUCCCAUGCCUACGUUUCUGCAGGUUCGCUCUGCCGUCAUGCUACUGGAUCAGCAACGGACGAGUCCCUCCGACUCGGGCACCACGGCGUUCCUCAUGACCCGAGCCGGCGGCAACUCUCACGGCGGCAAUCACGGUGGUACUCCCGGCGGCUAUGGCGGACAGCAUGGCGGCAACGGCUAUAGGGAAGGCAACUCCAGUCAACGUGGAGGCUAUGGACGAGAACAAGGCCGUGGCGGUGGAAAUCGGGGCCGAGGAUCGUCGGACGGGCACCGUGAUGCAUCGAUCCAAUAAUAUUGGACCCCUCUACCCCCUAGGAUUCCUAGCUGCCGCUCAAGCCAACGUCGCCGCUGUCGAUCUCCAGACCCGGCACCGGCGCCUAGGCCAUGCGAGUCACAAUGUCCUUAGCAAUUUUCUUCUCUUCCUUUUUUUAAACGUUAUCAACAUUCUCGAUGUCAUGCAUGUCAAUUGGGAAAGCAUGUGCGCCUCCCAUUUUAUUCCUCUAGUCGUGCUUCCAUGUAUCCGUUUCAACUUUUACAUGCAGAUUUAUGGCAGUCUCCUGUUCUGAGUAUUACUUGUUUUAAAUUUUAUAUGUUAUUAUUGGAUGAUUUCUCUCACUAUCUUUGGGUUUUUCCUUUAAGACAUAAAAGUGAUGCUUUUAAUAAUUUAACCUCUUUUGU
Cuscuta campestris is the source of this 1233-nucleotide messenger RNA. The record is from the annotation of a GenBank genome assembly. Lineage: Eukaryota; Viridiplantae; Streptophyta; Magnoliopsida; Solanales; Convolvulaceae.